UUGUGCGGAGGCCCCGCUCCGCUCCGCCCCGCUCCGCUCCCAGCCGGCACCGCCCGGAGCAGCGGGGCACGACAGCCCGGCCCGCUCCGCUCCUGCCCGGCCCGCUCAGCUCAGCAAUGGAGGCAGCACUGAUCUUCUUGUGCUCCCUGCUGGUGCCCACCACCUUGGCAGAUGUGGCCACCCAAGAGAAGGAGGAGGAAGAGGAUGACCCCUUUAACUAUGAUUACCAGAGCCUGAGGAUCGGUGGGCUGGUGUUUGCCGUGGUCCUGUUCAUUGUUGGCAUCCUCCUUAUACUGAGCAGGAGGUGCAGGUGCAGUUUCAACCAGAAGCCCAGAGCUCCAGGAGAGGAGGAGGCUCAGGCUGAGACCCUGAUCACCUCAAAUGCAACAGGAGCACAGAAAGCUGAGAACUGAGUAAGAGCCAUGCGACCCAGAGACCCGGGGACAGAUGCUCGGACCGCAGGUGCCGCUGGCCUGCAAGGAAGCUGAGAAGGCAGCAACAGGUCCCUCUGAGGAGAUGUGAAGCUGCUGUGUCUGUGUUGCCCUCUGUGCUCCAGCGCCGGUUCUCUGUGUACUAACCCGACUAAACUCCGCUCACCGUCCUCUCUGCCUCCGGUGGUGUGUAACCUUGAUGUGAGAUGAUCGUUGCCUCUAGGGCCUGUCCUUGCUGAUGUUGUAAUAGUGACUUUCUCUUCACCUUUCUCGUGCUGUGCGUGUAGUUUGGGCUGUGUACAACCGGCAGCCUCUGACCCCCGAGCCCAGGAACGGGAGCCCCGAGGGCAGGGUGGGGGGGCUGCAGGGCAGGGAGCCUUCUCCAGCAGAGCCUGAUGUCCCCCCGACCCUUCCCCAGAGCUGGAGGCUCCUGUUUCCCCCCUGGCCAGCUUUGGGCAGGGCUCGGGGACCAGCCCCAUGGCUUUUCAGGUUCUGCCCAGCAUGGGUCUGGGUCACACGUUGCCCUUUCAGCAAUAAUCCUCCUGUGUGUCCCCAGCCCCAGGGAGGGCGAGCUGGGGGGCAUCCCGCAGCUCCAGCACCCGAGGUGUGGGAUGCUUCAUGCUGUCUGUGUGGGAUGUUGUGUCAAACGUGAGGAAAUGCUGUGGUGGCAGAAAAGCAAGUGAAAUCCCCUGGCACGGGGACACUGUGAGAGAGAGGGUGGCUAUGCAGCUGUGGCCCUGCUCUGCCUGUCCCCCAGGCAGCUGUGGAGCUGGCAGGUCACGCUCUGCAAGGGCUAAAGAGAAGCAGAGGCUGGAAUAAAGAUCCUGCCCUUGCUUGUCUCCAGCAGGGAAGGGGCAGUGGCAUCUCCUCUUGGUGCUCCCUGUCCUUCCCAACGCCUUGUUGUCCCUGUGCCAUGGUUUGGGACACAGCCACCUGUGCCAGUGCUGUGUGUUGUCCUGUGGUGGUUACGUGUUGUCACCCCUUUUCCCCAGCGAUGCUCUGGAGCUUUGUGUACCUGUGAGCUCCAGAGGAGCUGAGCCUGGAGUCUGUUGUCACCUUCUGUCUGCUCACAGGUCAGAGGCAAACCUGUGGGUCUGUCCCCUGCCCCAAGCCUGUGGGGACACAAAACCACAGCUGGGAAUGGGUGGUUGAUUUGGGCACUUGGCAAGGCAAGGACAGCCAGGGCCACACUGCGGGAUGCCCAGGGCUGCUCCAGAACACCUUGGAGCUCUGGCCAUGAGCUGGGGAGGGGUUCUUGUGCUCCAGAGUGGUAUUGAGAGGGGCUCCUGCCAUGCCCACCCACCGUGGUCACCCUGCUCUGUGUCCCUGUGUGCUUUGCAUCCCUCAGUGGCCCCGGCAAGCACGCUUUGUCCCAUCUGUGGGAGGUAGAGAGACCGUGUCUUGGUGCCCCUGUCCUUCCCUGUCCUGGUGGCCCUUGCAGAGGGCAGCCCAGCCCCAGAGUGUUGGUGCUGUGCCUGUCCCCCGUCGCAGUGCCCGUGCUGUCUGUAGUUGUGCUGUCGGUGUUAACACAAAACAAAGAAACCCCUGUGGUGUGUAGAAAUGGCCAAACCCUGACUGGUGUAAAAUAAACUGAGCUAUUGUGUUCCCUUUUAAAUG
Calypte anna (Anna's hummingbird) is the source of this 2048-nucleotide messenger RNA. RefSeq names its product FXYD domain containing ion transport regulator 6 (gene FXYD6). NCBI's taxonomy places the organism in Eukaryota, Metazoa, Chordata, Aves, Apodiformes, Trochilidae. Gene Ontology annotation, cellular component: membrane. Bases 117 to 413 code for a protein of 98 amino acids. Gene Ontology annotation, biological process: regulation of sodium ion transmembrane transporter activity. The transcript is spliced from 8 exons. Gene Ontology annotation, molecular function: sodium channel regulator activity. The record is from RefSeq and is a predicted model, not a curated record.